AAAAAAUCAAAGAAAAUCCGCUCCAAUGAACGAAGGGUGAGAGGGGCCGGUUCACCGAUGGGGGCCCCCCGGCAAGGUAUUUCUAGCCCUGCACACUGGAGGCUUCCCUGCAGUGAUGAGGCCUCGGAAAAAGUACAUCGUCCACUUUCGUCGGUCCCACCGCCUGCGCGGGGCCCGGACACCGGGCUGGCGUUUCCUCCGCCGCGUCGUCAGGGACCUGCGGCUGCCCCUGGCCUUUCUGGUGAUUAUCCUGCGCAGGAUCCGCCGCGGGAGCCACCAGCAAAGGUCAUGAUGAUGGGCAGCCCACGGGUGGCUGAGCUGCUGCUGCAGUUCGGAGCCGACCCCAACCGCCCCGACCCAAGCACCGGCUGCUUCCCUGUCCACGACGCGGCCCGCUCCGGCUUCCUGGAGACCGUGGCGGUCCUGCACCGCGCCGGGGCCCGCUUUGACCUGCCCGACGGCCGCGGUCGCCUUCCCCUCGAUGUGGCGGAGGGCGGUCCCCAUGGACCGGUGGGCUGCUACCUACGGAACCCACCGCUCCUUCCCGCCGCCGCCGCACCGGGAGCCGGGCCGCCCGCCGAGGGGGCUGAGCGCUGA
Messenger RNA from Dryobates pubescens (Downy woodpecker), 597 nucleotides. Its product is annotated as cyclin-dependent kinase 4 inhibitor B-like. Gene Ontology annotation, cellular component: nucleus. The record is from RefSeq and is a predicted model, not a curated record. Bases 58 to 597 code for a protein of 179 amino acids. Gene Ontology annotation, biological process: negative regulation of cell population proliferation; regulation of cyclin-dependent protein serine/threonine kinase activity. The transcript has 2 exons. Gene Ontology annotation, molecular function: protein kinase binding; cyclin-dependent protein serine/threonine kinase inhibitor activity. NCBI's taxonomy places the organism in Eukaryota, Metazoa, Chordata, Aves, Piciformes, Picidae.